CUAACUCUAGUCAUCGGCUUCCGUCGAAAAUGCCCAUCUCCGGUGAUGCUGGAUUUGUGACAUCCCAGCGUAGGAAAAAGCUUUUCUUGGCUCUCUUUCCGUCUAUCCUUGUCGUCACUGCUAUCGUUGUCUUUGCCACCACCAUUUCCAAAAGGAAAUCCAGCGACGAAAGCAGCAAUAACACUGCAGCAGCUCACUCCAUCAUCAAAUCAUCAUGUAGCGCCACAUUGUACCCACAGUUAUGCUUCUCAACUAUCUCUUCAGCCCGAAAUGCUAAGACCGAAAUCAAGAACCCCAAGGAUGUUAUAGAACUGUCAUUGAACUUGACGGUAAGUGCUGUCCAGAGUAACUAUUUAUCCAUCAAGAAGCUCAUCAGUACCCACCGGAAGAGCCUCACGAAGCGCGAAAUGACCGCCCUCUAUGAUUGUCUCGAACUGGAGGAUGAAACUUUGGAUGAGCUAUUCAAAGCGGAACAAGAUCUCGUAGAUUAUCCCGACUUCAAAAAGUCGAUUUCUCAACACGCUGAUGAUCUCAGGAGCCUUCUUAGUGCUGCAAUGACCAACCAAGAAACUUGCCUCGACGGGUUUUCUCACGAUCGUGCUGAUAAAAAGUUGAGGCAAGCGAUACUCGAUGGGCAGAUGCAUGUUUUCCGUAUGUGCAGCAAUGCCCUGGCAAUGAUCAAGAACUUGACCGACACGGACAUGGCAAGCCAGGGUUAUCCAUCAUCCGGGAGGCAACUUAAGGAGCAAGACGAAACCGAGUGGCCUGAAUGGUUGUCGCCGGGAGAUAGGAGACUAUUACAGGCGACAACAGUGACUCCUAACGUAACCGUGGCGGCUGAUGGCAGUGGUGAUUUCCUCACGGUGUCUGAGGCGGUGGCGUCUGCGCCGGAGAGAAGCAAGACUAGGUACAUUAUAAAGAUUAAAGCUGGAGUGUAUAGGGAAAACGUGGAUGUUCCUAGGAGGAAAACCAAUCUCAUGUUCGUGGGAGAUGGGAGGGUCAACACCAUCAUCACUGCUAGCAGAAAUGUCGUUGAUGGCAGCACCACUUUCAACUCUUCCACUGUCGCUGCUGUGGGGGACGGAUUCUUGGCCAGGGACAUAACAUUUCAGAAUACGGCUGGACCAUCGAAGCACCAAGCAGUAGCACUUCGCGUUGGAUCGGACUUAUCAGCAUUCUACAGGUGUGACAUGUUAGCAUACCAGGACACUCUCUAUGUCCACAGCCUUCGUCAGUUCUAUUCAGAAUGCCAUAUUGCAGGCACCGUGGACUUCAUUUUCGGAAAUGCAGCAGCCGUGUUCCAAGACUGCGACAUCCAUGCUCGUCGGCCCGAUCGGAACCAAAGGAACAUGGUCACCGCACAAGGCCGCGAUGACCCGAACCAGAACACUGGCCUCGUGAUCCAGAAAUGCAGGAUCGACGCUACACAUGACUUAGAAGCCGUGAAGGCCAAUUUUUCUACCUAUUUAGGGAUACCAUGGAAGCAAUAUUCGAGAACCGUUAUCAUGCAAUCCGUCAUAAGUGAUAUUAUUCAUCCCGCUGGUUGGUUCCCGUGGAAUGGUGAUUUUGCACUAAACACUUUGACAUAUCGGGAGUAUCAGAACAACGGCCCUGGCGCAAACGCGUCAAGUAGGGUUACAUGGACGGGGUAUAGUUUGAUCACCAAUGCAUUGGAGGCUCAAAGCUAUACUGCUCGGAAUUUUAUCGCCGGAGCUAAUUGGUUAAACGCAACCGGCUUUCCUUUCUCUCUUGAUCUUUGAGUAAUGUCGAAGUUUAGAUAAAUUCUUAAGACGAUUCAC
This is a messenger RNA of Hibiscus syriacus, 1799 nucleotides long. Its product is annotated as pectinesterase-like. The coding region runs from base 30 to 1760 and encodes 576 amino acids. Lineage: Eukaryota; Viridiplantae; Streptophyta; Magnoliopsida; Malvales; Malvaceae. Gene Ontology annotation, biological process: cell wall modification. Gene Ontology annotation, molecular function: pectinesterase inhibitor activity; pectinesterase activity. The record is from RefSeq and is a predicted model, not a curated record. The transcript is spliced from 2 exons.